AUGCGUGCUUGGAUGCUUUCUUUCUUCGUAGUGAUGCUCACGGCCAUGUGCUUCAUCAUGGCGGAGCCUGUGCCAGUGGAUGCGACAGUAGCGGAGUCGGACGUCAGCAGCAAUGUCCGCCAAAAGAGACAAUAUUUGUGUGGAUACCGCAGCUACAGAACUAUUCAUAUUACCCCAGCUAUGACCUUCUCUAUCAUCCCUCCUUGUCUAUAUGAUUUAACUGAGUAUAACGCACAAUGA
Molecule: messenger RNA, 240 nt
Organism: Cylicocyclus nassatus
Lineage: Eukaryota; Metazoa; Nematoda; Chromadorea; Rhabditida; Strongylidae
Source: the annotation of a GenBank genome assembly